Lycium barbarum (goji berry) is the source of this 1179-nucleotide messenger RNA. RefSeq lists its product as uncharacterized. Lineage: Eukaryota; Viridiplantae; Streptophyta; Magnoliopsida; Solanales; Solanaceae. The transcript is spliced from 3 exons. Bases 1 to 1179 code for a protein of 392 amino acids. The record is from RefSeq and is a predicted model, not a curated record.
AUGGAAAUAGGAGGAUCUCUUAUGAGAAUAUUCAAAUGGUCACGGGAUUUUGACCCAAAUGAAGAGACUUCUCUUGCUCCUGUUUGGGUUCUGCUACCAGGAUUGAAAUUCCAUCUCUUCAAAUGGGAAUACUUGAGGCAAAUACUCACCCCAAUUGGAAUACCUCUGAAGGAGGAUUCUGCCACAACAGAGGAUGAUGGGGUUGGAAAAAAAGGAUAUGAGCAGAAAUUGGAGUAUGAAGGGGUUCCUGCAUUUUGUAAAUCUUGUAGAAUGCAGGGGCAUGAAAUUACCAAAUGCAAAGUGGAAGCCAGAAAGAAGGAUCAAAAAGAGUUAAAGAAAGAACCACAAAAAGAAGGCAACAAAAGGGAUCGUCAGAACAACAAGCAGGCUAACAAAAACAAGAAUAAGCAGACUCAAAAUCACAACAACUAUGAUGCAAAUCAGAAUACAAAAGAGGACAACAACAAGAAUAAAACCAACAAGAAGUCCAAGACCAAUGUCAAGCAGAUACCUACCAAUAACUUCAUGACACAGUUGGUAUGGGCUAAACAAAGAUUGAAGCAAACUCCUGAGGAGAAGAACAGAAAAGGCAGCAAGAAGGACAAUGACAAAGACACUAAGGAAAAAAUUAUUGUUGGCAAGGCUGUAAACAUAGACACCAGCAAUAAUGACACCAAGAGAAAAGAUGAUGCAAAGGUAAAUCAGGACAAAGACAGGAAAAGAUACAAUCAACAUGAGGACCAACACAGUAAAUCAGGCCCUGAUUUACAAAAGGAUACAUCAGCUAUGAGUGGACAACUGUUUGUAGACCUGGGUCCUGUGGAGAUUCCAGGGGAACACAGCUCCAAAAACAGACAUGGGCCAAACUUAGAACAAGGGUACAGCAGCAACAACACUAUCAUGCAAGAAGGGGAGGAAGACUCUUCUGAGGAUGAACUAGAAAAUCCUGAAUACAAAGAUGAAGAAGAGGACAGGGAAGAAGGAUCCUCAGAUGAAGAGGUGGCAGAGUGUCUUAUCAAGACAUUUGCUCCCAAAAAACAAGAUGAAGAAGAUCCUGUUACUCAAGAGAUCACUAAAGUUGUCUCUAGACAAGGCCUUUCACCAAGAGGGCAAAGGAAAAUAAAAAAGAAGCAAAAAAGGAAGGGGUCUGAACAGCCUUCCUUAAGCUUACAAUUUUAA